UGAAACUGCCAGAAUUCCAGGAAAAGUACCAGAUGUUACUUCCUGUCCACAUAGCAAAACUUGAAGUAUGUCACUUCUGCAUGUAAGAGUUGGCUAUCUGCUGGGUCUCUUUGUAUUUACAUGAUAUUAACUUAAUAUAGAUUUAAUUAAUACAAAAUAGUCCACCAAAUUAUGAUGAACGGUUACAAUAUUUAUAUAAUAUGUAUUUUUGAGAUAAAGGUCAUCCAAGGCCAAAGUCAACUAUGGCCUUUCCCUAUGAUUCAUAUUUAUAUUUUUAUUUAUUCCAGAAAUUCAUAUUUGGCGAUAUAACCUCCUGAUAUAGAACAAGUCAAGUUAUCUUGUGUACAAGUCACCAGUACUGAUAUGUCGACAACUGCCAUCCUCAUUGAAUUUUUUUCCUGAACUUCUAUUAUUUUAAUGUAUACCAUAUUUUGCUUUGAUGUGGAUUUAUUUCAGCUGAAAAAGUUGCAUCUUGGUCUCCAGUAGAUAAAAGUAAUGCGUGGGAACUGAGUGGACAAUUUGAGGGAGACAUCAUGCUUUAUGAAAAUGCAGACAUUAAAAAUGCAUUGCAAGAUGAUAAUGCACGUUGGCCAAAGGCUGUUGUACCAUACUUCAUAGAAAAGGCAGACUUUUCUGAAGAAGAUCUAGAUGUAAUUAACAAAGCUUUUGAAGAAUAUCACACGAAAACUUGUGUGAAAUUUCGGCCAUAUAAGGAAGACGAUGAGGAUUUUAUCACAAUACAAGGAAAGCAGUCUGGAUGUUGGUCUUUUGUUGGGCGCCGUGGAGGUGGCCAAGUUGUGAACCUUCAAAAUCCUGGCUGCGUGCACCUUGGAAUAGCUGUGCAUGAACUGCUUCAUGCUUUAGGAUUUUAUCAUCAGCAGAGUGCAUAUGAAAGAGAUGACUUUGUCAAAAUCAACUGGAACAACAUCAAGCUGGGUAACAACUGAGAAUAAAUAUAAUUUCAUACAUCAUUUAGAACUUCAGAUCCAGGUAUAAAAAGCAUUACUUCAUGUAAAAAUGGACAAUCACAUUAUGAUUUUAUUAGAAGUUUAGUAUCAUCAAAAUAAUUAAAAUAAUGUGAGUAAAAAUUGAAAACAAAAACUGUGCUUGUCUUUUAUACUAAAUAUUGAGAAAAAAGAGAUUAUAUGUUUGACUGAAUUUAUUCAGAAAUGUACACUAUUUGAAGCAUUACUGAGAUGUCAGAUGGAAGAUAUGAUAUCUUCACCAAACAGGCUGAACUAGCAGUAAUGAUCUAGACUUAUACCGAGGUGCUUGUUUUGAAUCUCAUCUAGAACAGUGACUGUUAUAACAGAAGAUUUUCGUAGUUCUUCUCAACUCUAGGCAAAUUCCAGAAUAGUACUCAACUGCACAAUGACUGCUUCCUUGCAAAUCCGUUCCAAUUUAUUAUUCAUCUUAUCGUGCUAUGUUAUAUAGCCUUAUUACUGAAAGAAUUGUGGGAACAGUCUGAGAGUCUGAGUCACGUUGCAACUG
Molecule: messenger RNA, 1491 nt
Organism: Cryptotermes secundus
Lineage: Eukaryota; Metazoa; Arthropoda; Insecta; Blattodea; Kalotermitidae
Product: zinc metalloproteinase nas-8
Exons: 2
Coding region: 534-947 (137 amino acids)
Biological process (GO): proteolysis
Molecular function (GO): metalloendopeptidase activity; zinc ion binding
Source: RefSeq, a predicted model, not a curated record